This is a messenger RNA of Solenopsis invicta (red fire ant), 2870 nucleotides long. RefSeq lists its product as uncharacterized. The transcript is spliced from 4 exons. The record is from RefSeq and is a predicted model, not a curated record. Lineage: Eukaryota; Metazoa; Arthropoda; Insecta; Hymenoptera; Formicidae. Bases 1793 to 2359 code for a protein of 188 amino acids.
AGCCAGAUAUUUCUAUUGGGAAAUAUUAUAACAUUGGGAUUAUACGGAACAAGAAAAUAAAAAUAGAAUAUCUACGUUGAAUAAACCUCUGUACCGUUUAGCUGUUUUGUUGAAAUACGAGCUUGAACGAUCCUGAAUGAUUUUAUAUUUACAGACCGUUAGAUUUGCGUACAAAGUUAUAUUUCAUCCAGCUCAAACUAAACAAGAAAUGUAUAAUACAAAGAGUGGAAACAUUUGAAUUUCCAAAGCGGUAAGAGGUAACGUUGAAAGUAGAAUUUUCCGCAAACUCUUUUAAAAUACACAAGGUCUGCGUUUCCGCAUGCGAAUUCGAUUUGCUUCCCUCUCGACACACUUGAGAAAAUCUGUCUACGUUUUCGAGGAAAGAACCUCACUUUCGAAUUAGAGCACCCGCGGUCAACUUGUUAGCUUUAACGCUAAUUUGACGAUGCGACGCGAUUUCAGCGAAGCGUCCGUGAAAGAUUCCACGAAUCUCCGAGGAAAGGAUAAUCUAAUUUUGGCGAAAGCCGCAUGCUUUUCAAUUCGUUGCUCGGUGCGCGCACACCAUCUUCAACGGCGACGGACGCGUCGUUCGCGUAGGUGUAUCCGCGCUCAUCGUGUUUUUUGUUUAUUAUGCCAACGUGCUUGCCUGGCUUAUAUUGUACCGAUGGUGUAAAUGCGCGAGAUCCGCGCCGCACUCGAAGCCGCAAAACCAGCGAUUCACAGACACCGAGUCCUCCGCGAGAGCAGAGCGCACUUUCCCGUUUCUGCGCCAGAGUCGAACGGAAACCGCGGAUCGCUCUCGAUUCGUUACGCGCGAACGUGAAAAUUAUACGUGCGCGGUGCGCCUGUCGUCGUGCGAGAGUGCGAAAGAAACGAUGGAACGUUGCCGACGAGCGGAGAACGCUUGAAAUUCCCACGGUGUAAUAACAGCGCGAUGGUUUUAUCGCGCUUCAUUUGGCUUGAUUGUGAAUUACGGAAUUCGCCGUACCUCGCGAAAUAUUUUUCGAGCUGGAAAGCGGCCGCCACCCUUUCGGUGGGCUUUCCUUUUUCGUUUAAUUAAUCGCGCGGCUUUAAACUCCCGCUGCGCUGCUCGAACACGUUGGCCGCUGUGUAAUUCUCCUCUCUAAUAACAUAUAUAAAUCUACGAAUAAAAUUCCGGUGUAUCCGCAAUUCGCGCGCAAUUAGCGCGUUAAGAGCCCCGAGAACUUCGGUUAUGUUCAAUUGUUCGACAACGUAAUCGUGUCGUAAAAAGCAAAGAGAGAAAAAUGAAAUUACGUUAAUUGCUGCAGUUUGUAUGCUGCUUGGUAUUUCAUAAAUGUGUUUAAACGAGCUUGAUUUUUCGCAAUUCUGCUUUUAAAUUUAUGCUGAUAUUCCGUGUAUCUAGCAAGACAUAAUUUAUACGAUUAAAAAUUUGAUAUAAAUAAAAAAAAAAUGAAUAUGUAGCGCGUAAUACUUACAUUUAAAAUAAACUUUGUUAAUUCGUUUCUUCUUUAACAACAAUUUAUCAUCAGCUAAAUAGAUAAUUGCACUUCAUCAAGAUACAAACUCGACGAUUGGCGGUUUUUAAUUAUACGGCUGUAUUUAACGUGUCGUUUUGUGUAUAGCAUUUAAUUAAACGCCGUCGCUUCCGCGAAUAUAAUGGUCACCUUAAUACAAUGACAUUUACAAAUUUCACAGUGGAAUUUCAAGCUUCCCCUUGUUUGGAGCUCCUCUCAGAAAGGAAGAAACUUUUCGCAAUACAUCUCGCAUUUCUCGAGCCAGGCACGUUAAAAAGGCGUGUUUGUAAUCGCGGAUGAAAAUUCAUCGGCGCGGCAAAGACUGUCUUAUGACACUCGGCGACAGACUGUGCUACGUAUCAUCGAGCUGGAUCACCUUUGUGACAAAGUGCUUUUCAGAUCGAAAGCGGAAAGGACUGUAUGUCACUGUCAGUGCCAUGCCGCUUAGAUCGCCGGACGUUUCGUCGAGGGACAACCUAAAUGCUCUCACACAAUCGGAGGAACGUCGACGCACCGGAAGAUACGUCGCUGGUGGAACGGCUCUCGCAGUUAUGCUACUCGCACUGCAUCAUCUGUUUCUGCGGGGUACGUCCACCAUAGCGGGGGUGUGCGUACCGACUAUCAUAAUGGCAUCGUACCUAAUCUGGGUGUUAUACUCUGCCCGCAGAGACAGGCGGAAGGCGUUAAGGUUCGCCACGGCGAUGCAGCUCACUGAAGUCAUUAGUGUCCCUUCCAAAUCUACAUCCGACGCUAUUUGCAAAGAUGCCAAGAGCGACGACAACUUUGAGAGAAAUCCGUCGAAUCCCUACAAAUCAAGGAACACUCGAGAAAAUCCAGUUUUCUCCGACAAAGAUGAAGUGUGAAAGUUAAACAUCAAGGUUCGGUAAAUUGUACUUUGCGAACGUAAUGUCAUUAGUGAAUGCUCAAAGACAUCGUACUGUUAAAAUGUCGUAUUAACUAUUUAGUUUUUAGGAAUUUAUUUGUAAAAGUUUCACGUAAGACAUGUAUGAUAUAUGUACGUAUGAUUAUGAAAAUAUCUAGGUUAAAAGUUUCUUAUAAAGUAUUCCUAUGAAGGUUUCUUCUGACAUUUGCAAUUUUAAUUUUAUAGUAUACCUUGAAAAUUGUGAGACACUUCGUUGACUCGUAAAUUUAAUAUGCGAAAUCUUGACAAAGAAACGCUUUUAAAUAUGAAUUUACAAUGCAAUUUUAAAAAUUCAUUUUAUUAAUAAAUAAAUUUAAGGUCGCAAAAACUUUCAGUUCCAUGAACUUAUAAAUUACGCAUAUUUUCGUAUACGUAUAGAAAUAAUAUUCAUAGAUUAUAUAAGACUACAAUUGAAAUUAUUAUUUUCAAUUAAUAAAAAUGUUUUAAGUGUA